Molecule: messenger RNA, 816 nt
Organism: Nipponia nippon (crested ibis)
Lineage: Eukaryota; Metazoa; Chordata; Aves; Pelecaniformes; Threskiornithidae
Gene: DOK3
Product: docking protein 3
Biological process (GO): cell surface receptor protein tyrosine kinase signaling pathway; Ras protein signal transduction; positive regulation of MAPK cascade
Cellular component (GO): cytoplasm
Source: RefSeq, a predicted model, not a curated record
AUGGAGAGACCGGUGAAGGAUGGGAUCCUCUAUGUGCAGCACUGCAAAUUUGGGAAGAGGUCCUGGAGGAAGAUGCGAGCCCAGCUCUUUGCCGCCAGCCCCUCCGGCGUGGCCCGCAUGGAGAAGUUCGACGUGCGGGAUGACGGUACGGCGUUGGAGAAGACCUCCCUGAAGCGGUGUGCCCGCCGGGUGAUCCGCCUCUCGGACUGCGUCUCUGUGGGCCCGGCAGGCACCGAGAGCUGCCCCAAAGCCACCGCCGCCUUCUACCUCACCACCACGGAAAAGAACUACGUGCUGGCGGCCGAGCAGCGGGAUGAGUGGAUCGCCCAGCUCUGCCAGUUGGCCUUCCAGGGUGCGAAGGAGACGGCGCAGAGCAGUGCCAGGAGCCAGCCCAGCCCCGCUGUCCCCAUGGAGGAGAACUCCCUCUAUUCCUCCUGGCAGGACCUGACCGAAUUCCUGGUGCUGGUGGUCCGGACGGACGCGGCCGCCCGCUGCGGCCUGCACGGGCACUACGUGCUCUCGGCCCUUCCCCAGAGCCUGACGCUGAAGGACCCGCAGUCCCGCCAGCCCCUGCUCACCUGGCCCUACCCCUUCCUCCGCAAGUUUGGCCAGGAUCAGACCGUCUUCUCCUUCGAGGCCGGGCGCCGCAGCGACUCCGGCGAGGGGGGAGCGGGGGUUCCCUCCCCGCCGAAGCCCCGGCUCUUGUGCGCGGAGAUGGGCUCGCUCCCAGGCGGCAUCUGCUCGGCCGGCUGCCGGAGCGCCAGCCCGGCUGCUCUGCCAGGCGCCUGGGCCGGCGUCGCGCAGCUCCUGCUGUGA